This is a messenger RNA of Ceratitis capitata (Mediterranean fruit fly), 5597 nucleotides long. RefSeq names its product DENN domain-containing protein 5B (gene pns). The record is from RefSeq and is a predicted model, not a curated record. Gene Ontology annotation, molecular function: guanyl-nucleotide exchange factor activity; small GTPase binding. Lineage: Eukaryota; Metazoa; Arthropoda; Insecta; Diptera; Tephritidae. The transcript has 17 exons. Bases 162 to 4619 code for a protein of 1485 amino acids.
UAAAAAAAUAUAUUUUCUUUUCCCCAAUACAGAGGUAUUAUUUUUAGUGUCCUUUAAAAUUAACUUAACUUUCUUCAAACCGUCGUGCUCGUAUUAAAACUGUCGUUGCUGGUACGGUCAAUGCUUUGGGAGUCUGUGUUUAUGUGCUGCUAGGUGAAAUUAUGACGUCGGAGAAUAAUAUUCAACGAAUGACAAAAUUAAUGCUUGCUGAUCAGCAGCCGCAGCUAAAUUCGCAGACGGGUACGACUGAACCGACUAGCAAUAAUCAGCUGGCUGAUAAAGUGGUUAUGAGAAAGUUCAACAACAGCGCUAGUAAUAAUGGUGCAAGUGGCAUCAAAAAUAAGCAUAGCAAUUGUAAUCGUAAUGUAGUUGGUACUAGUGAGGCCAUGGUUGACAGCGUGGCUACAUCGCCAACAUCGCCUGGUGAGAUGAGCACCAACGAUUUAAGACAACUGAAACGUGAAUCUGAUCCGCAAUAUUCCCGCUUCGCUGACUAUUUUGUGAUAUGUGGUUUAGAUCUGGAUACUGGCUUAGAGCCUGAUCGGUUUGCAGGUGAUAAUUUGCAUUGUUCACCUCUUGAUCGCGCAUAUAAAAGCAAACCGUUGGCACACUAUCCCGAAAAUGUAGCCUGGAAUCCAUUUGAUGCUCAUGGUAUAUGUAUGCUUUCACUGCCGCAAGGUUUACGUUUUCGAACCCAAAAACAUGAUAUUGAACCAAAAUUUCACUCGUUCGCCACCACCAGAGAAGAUGGAAAGCGUUGUUAUGGGUUCAGUUUAGUUUUCUAUGAGGAAAUUCGUAAUCGGAACAUAUGUAGUGCUAUGCACACGUUACAGUCUAUGUUUAUUACGGAAUUGUCGAGUGGUCAACAAAAUCACUCACUAGGCCGCGUAAGGGAAAGUCCUGUUAGCCGAUCUUUACCGCGACAUUUUAAAGUGGCUGGGCAGGCACCGCAAUCAGCACAAAGUUACUAUGACAUUACAAAAGAUAAAUUGUUUGUCGCCAAAAGUAUUUCUCUAAUAUGUCAAGUUCCGUAUGCAUUUGCUGCUCACGUUUUUCUCAGCAACCUCUAUAAAUGUCUUCCACGACAACCAGGAGCAGGUAUCAGUCUCGAAUCCUAUGUGUACAAUAUUUUGUAUGAAGUAAUGUUGCCACAGCCGGGUAAAUCUAUACGAAUUUACCUGCCUCCUUCUGAGCCGCACUUGCCGCCCUUAGCUGUGGUACUACAACGCCCAGAGCCUAGCUCUGAACUGCCAUUAUUGGACUUCCCAUUACGUUUGCUAUUCACGUAUCUCGGAGUCGAAUGUGUUAUCCAAUUAUUGUCAUGUGUGUUGCUUGAAAAUCAAGUUCUUUUACGUUCAAAUGACUAUCAGAAAUUAAUGAUUGUUGGUGAGUGCAUUACUUCCGUUUUAUUUCCAUUUGUAUGGCCACAUGUGUAUGCUCCAAUUUUGCCCGCUGCCCUCCAUCAUUUCCUCGAUGCGCCCGUACCCUUUGUCAUGGGUCUUCAUGCCGAUUGCGAAUCGGCCAAUAAGAUCGGUACAGAGGCUACACUCUGUUUCGUUGAUAUAGAUAAGAAAAUAAUACAACUGCCUGAAGAAUUGCCUGUAUUUCCACAUAAAAUAGAUUUCAUGGCAGAAAUAAUAUCAAUUUUAGAUAAAUUCGAAAUCGAAAGAGAUCGCUCAUAUGAACCAAUACUCAAAAAUGGUUAUGCAACACGUGAUCACGAUGUAAUGAUUAGUAGUUGCACUCUGCCGUCGGGCUUGCAAGCUGCGCGACGCAGUAAGGAACGCUUUAAUCAUCUGCAAGAGACUGUUUACACGCUGGCCGGUAGCGGUCAUGGUAGCCCAACUGGAGCAGAUAACGGCAUUGGUCAUCAUAUCGAAUAUCAGCCACUCAUUGCGCAUCCCUCGAAAAUCGAACAUGUUCCACGUAUUGCGGACUUCUUGCGGCGAAAAGGUGUACGCACACAAUCACCAAGUGCUGUGUCACUCAAUGAUGCGGGAAGCUUUGACGCCGUCGAUGCAACGAUAUCACCAACUAGAGCUGCAGCAGCUGCACGGAGAGAGAUAAAGGCGGCACCAACGCUAACACUGGAAGAGCAAUACUAUCAGGAUUUGCGUAUAAAUAAUGCGUUGCGUGAAACUUUUCUGAAUCGUUUUGUGCACAUGUUUUACGCUUACGAAUUUUUUGUUAUAUACCCGAAUCAAGCACGCGAUGAAUGGCUUUCAAAUCGUGAGACCCUGCAAAAUUUUGAUAAAUCAUCCUUCCUAUCAGAUCAACCUGAACAUCACCGCGCGUUUUUGUCGCGCUUUCUAGAAUCUCAGAUGUUCGCUACGCUAAUAGACAACAAAAUUCUGUCCAUGUGGGAAAAGGAGCCAGAUGUUAACUUACGCAUAUUUGAUCAACGUGUGAGGCUCUUAAGAAAACGGCAUGGUGAAAAUAUGAUUUGCGCCACCAGUUAUGAGCCGUGUGUUAUGUCACAGGAGGCGCAACAGGUAUACGAGAAGCGUCUGCAUUGCAUCGACAUUGAAGUGACUCCGCCCAGUGAGAUACUCUCCAAUAGAGCUGCCUAUUUUCGUAGUUUUCCCAUACUUGAAAAGUCCGUGCUAAACCAGGAAUGUGCUUCGAGGGGCAAUAGUUUGCGGCGCGUUAAGAAUGGUAAUAAGUGGCGUGCCAAGGAAAUUUCCAUUGACCAGAAGCAAACAAAUUCUCUAAAUCGUUUGUCAGCAAACCUCUCGACCGCCGAAGUUAGUCCGGCACUUUUGGCGCAGGCGAAUUGGACUUUUGUCGAACGAUUACUAAAGGACAUCAAGUCGAAAACUAAACGAAUGUUAUUGGAAAAGAUGGGUACCGAAGCGGUAGCAUUGGGUCUUAAAGGUGAUGGCAUUGAAGAGAAUACAUUAAUUGCAUCUUUAUGUGAUUUAUUGGAAAAGAUUUGGUCCCAUGGCCUACAAACCAAACAGGGCAAAUCGGCGUUAUGGUGUCAUUUACAGGCAUAUUUGGAGUUGCAGGAUGCACGCGCCAACAAUUGCAAUGCGCCGACUAUUACCAAUGUCACGCCCAAGGCUUUGGCUGGCAAUAAAAUUAGUAGUGGGAGUUAUGCGAGUACGACGCCAGCACUCGCGUGGAAUGUAAUGCGCAAACGAAUGGAUUAUUUAUCCACUUUCCAAACCGACAUCGAUAGUCCACCCAGUCCUAAUCGCAGUCGUUCGCGUGAUCGUAAUAAAUUUGUAGGUCUCGAACAGCUAUGUCCCUUGCCAGAGUCGUUAGAAUUUGAUGUUAAAAAUGUUCUGGCCAUGGCUGAUAUAAAGACGCACAUUGGUUACACACGAGCCUGGGUGCGUCUCUCGCUUGAAAAGAAGUUGCUAUCUCGUCAUUUUAGAACACUACUUUCUGAAGAGUCUUUACUACGUUCUCUCUAUAAACGUAACGCCUUUCUGCGUUGCGAAGAAGAAAAGGAACAAUUUUUGUAUCAUCUACUCACUCUCAAUACAGUGGAUUACUUCUCUUUCACCAACACAUAUCCCACAACAAAGCUCCCUUACCGUGUCGUGAUAUUUCCAUCGCGUAAGUAUGGCUCCUAUCAUACUUCCAGUAAUGUGUGGAUAAUUGUAUCCGGUACCAUGAAUGAGACCCAAAGGGUGCCUGUGCCCAAGGGAUCGCUGGAAUUUAUUUUUCAUUAUAAGAAUCUCGGUUUAUUGACAACAAUGCGGAUUGGCCACGAUAACUCGGGACCUUCGCAUAAAUGGCUAGUAGAACAUGUAGUCAUGCGUAAUGAAGUGACUGGCCACACCUACAAAUUUCCAUGCGGUCGUUGGCUUGGCAAAGGUGUUGAUGACGACUCUACUGAACGUUUACUUGUUGGACAACGCGCAUCAACAAACUCUAAGAGCGCUGAGAUACCAACGGUUGCCAAUCAAACACCACCACGAACACGCAGUCCAAGCGUACAACGACAGGAUACCGUGCCAACAUCUGAAUUGCAACAUCAGUUGGGAAAUUGCGUGAAUGUGAUUGUUAAGUGGCAUUACAAGCCCAGUCGUGAUCGCGAUGUUGGUACAUUGACAAAUUUACUUUGUGGCGAUGACGGUUUAGUAAAAUGCCUGGAGCGUGUAUUUCUAUGCGGUUUUCGUUCGACUCGUUUCUUCGGAAAGAAUCUUUAUAUAUGGGAUUACUUCACUAAAAUUAAAGAGCAAUUCGAACAAUACUUGCAACACGAGCAACAACAACAACAAACACACCAACAAUUGGAUGAUUCUGCCUCUAGCAUGGACUCGUCAUUCAGUGAUGGCAGUGGUGCGAAUAGCUUGCAACGGCGGGAGUUGUCUGCCAUUUGGCGUUACUAUGUACAUUUAAUGGAUGAGAUAAGUGCAGCCGGUAGUCAAUUGGGCAAAGAUGGGAAAUUUCAAUUGCUUAUUUGUCUUAGCUUGCGUGAGCAUUUGCUAACACGCAUGAUCAAACCGAUGGCCAUGACGAAAGUCACAUAUGAAAUGUACGAAGAAGAAAGUUUUCUUCGUCGUAAGAAUCUACUCACAUUUCUAAUUCAAAUACUCGAACCACUUGAUGAUUGUCACAUUGUGCUAGAAAACUCAAUUACUCAAGGAAUUCCAUCACAAUGUUAAUUUAAUGUUAGAUAAUAAGAAAAUAAUCGCACACAUGUACAAUUACAAGUAAGCUGUCUUAUUGAUUCCUAAAAAAAAUUAAUAUGUUUAUUUUGUGCAGCUAAUGAAGCGAGUCAUGUCUGUAGCUAUCUAUAUUUUUGAUGUACAAUAACAGAAAGGAAUAUUAAUAAUAUAAACAAACACAAGUUUGCAAAAAUAGAAGUCCAAUUCUUGCCCAGUAACGUUAACCAAAGACUUCGAACAAUUUUGAACUAUUUUUUUUUUGUUACAUAUGUUUUUUUGCUUAUAUAAUUUAUAAUAAGAACGUUAUAUUUUUUUUUUUUGCUAAAGCAUAACUUAUAGACUAAAGAUAGGCAUCUUAUUUCCAAAUUAAAAGUGAUGACGAUUUUUGUGCAAUUAAUAUUUAAUAGUUAUGUAAGAUGAAAAUUAAAAGAAAAAGAAACAAGAAUUUUCUUAUAAUUUGUUUCACAAAAUUUCGCUCAUACGGUGUCAAAUCUUACUAAAAAAGACUUCAAUGUAAAAUGGUUGCUUACGUACAAUUAUGUACAUACUUACAUAUUUCCUUAAUAUACCAAAGAUUUUGUUUUGUAUAUUCACAAAUUAUGUAAUACUUUUUCAAGUUAACAUAUAAAUACAUAUGUAUGUGCUAUGUAUAUUAUCUAGAUUUCUUUCCAGGUGAGAUUAUUUACAUUUUUCGUGUUGCAUUUUUUGUUUCCAUUUACUCAUAAUAUUACAAUUUAAUUAUAUCUAUCAACUUAUUUUUGCUACCAUUGAUAUUAUUUACUUCUUUUGGGGUUUAUUAGCUUAAGACAUACAUAACUAUGAUCUUUCAACAUUCGAAUUAAUAAAAAUUUAAUACUCAAUUGUGUAGUAUGCACUUAAUACUAUGUAAUACACACAUAUACACAACUUUGAAAUUGUGAAUCUCUGCAAACUGUAAAGACAUUAAACUGAAUAAAAUAAUAUUGAAGAUGUAAA